AUGGUCCAGGCAACUCGAUUUCUCCAAGGCCUCUCCUACCUCUUCUUUGUGGCAAGUAAUCACCUUGUCUGUGCCCAACAUGACCGAACCCAGCCCCAGACACAGAGAAGCACCAUCACCAAUAAUGCCAGCUCAACUGUCGGCACAUGCGAGGCCCGCACGAUCAAUUACAUAACACAUACCUUACCCCAGUCUUGCCUUACAAGCUCCUGGAUGAGCCCGACAUCUGCUAAAGACCAACCUUCGACCCAAACCAACUCGAAUGUCCCUGCCACCAAUGGCCCCAAUGAAUCGGCCGCAGAGCCGGUCACAUCCACUACAGGCAGCUCGUCGAUUGCUGUAGGAACGCAAGAAAGCUCGGAAACACAGGUGGAGUCUACAGCCAGUGAGCCUGCCGCUACACCAUUCAUGUCUUUCGAAGAUUGGAAGGCAAUGAUGCUUCAGCGGACUGGGCAGGACCCGAAAGACCUCAGUUCCCGGAAGGACAACGCCGGAAAGCCCUACGACAGAAUACCCCCCGAUAUGGGACGUUUCGAUUUGGGAGGCGAGGACGAAAUAUCUCUCGAUUUUGAAGACUAUGUGGACAAGCACGGCCAAUACCAGCCAUCAGCGGGUGUUCCGCCGAGGGAUGGGAAUAACGAAAACCAAAAGGCCGAGGAACCUGUCGUACACAAAGGCGACGCAUCUCUGUAUCGCAGCAAGGAUGCUGGGAAGACCUGCAAGGAGAGGUUUUCCUACUCUUCUUUCGACGCCGGUGCCACCGUGCUCAAAUCUGGACCCGGAGCCAAGAAUGCAAAAGCAAUUCUGGUAGAAAACAAAGAUUCUUACAUGCUCCUGGAGUGCGCCCGCCAGAGCAAGUAUGUCAUUGUUGAGUUGAGUGAUGAUAUUCUUAUUGACACUAUCGUGGUGGCCAACUUCGAAUUUUUCUCGAGCAUGAUCCGUCACUUUCGUGUCAGCGUCAGUGACCGCUAUCCCGUCAAAGCAGACCGAUGGCAUGAUAUCGGUACCUUUGAAACCCGUAAUUCCAGAGACAUCCAGCCCUUUCUUGUGGAGAAUCCUCAAAUUUUUGCCAAAUAUGUUCGAAUUGACUUCUUGACACAAUACGGGAACGAAUACUACUGCCCAAUCUCCUUACUGCGUGUGCAUGGCUCUCGCAUGCUGGACUCCUGGAAAGCGGGCGAGACGACCCGCGAGGAGGAUCUUGCCAUUGAUGAGCCUAUCGAUGAGGCGCUCACGAUAUCUCAUGAUCCUACCGUAACAGAUCAUCCCAUAGAUGUCGUGGUGCAACCCAAUUUGGAGCAGGACCAAGGCUCUGUUUCUCAACCCGAGUCAAGACAGAGUGAGACAAGCCCAUGGGCCUCUCACCCUGCUAAUGUUUUUGAGAGCGGAACCUUAACGUGCCCUAAGGGCUCAGAGCAAGUUGAUCGCGAUGCAACAUUACCACUGUAUAAUGGCACCCGCCCUGAUCGAUCGUCCCAUUCAGCAUCUCCCCAAGAUGGAGUUGGCGGGAAGCUCGCAGAUGCAAAAAACCUGCCACAGCCUGUAGAGGGCGAGGUAGAGAGCGAUGCUGCAGUACAACCCCCUAAGCCGCCUUCGUCGAAUCAUCAGAUGCGCCCUACAGGACAAAAUAACGUAACGUCGGCCAAUGGCACAGUGACGGGUGAGGCCCCUGUGAGUUCAUCAACACAAGCUUCCAAGCCCUCAAUGGCCGCACAGGCUGUUCAAAAGCAACGAACUGGCACUUCGAGUGCACCAGCAGCAACACCUACUGUUCAGGAAGGAUUUUUCAAUUCCAUCACCAAGCGGCUGCAGGCCGUUGAGUCUAACCUCACUCUCUCGCUCCAAUAUCUGGAAGACCAUUCGCGUUAUGUGCAAGAUGCGUUGAAGCUAGCCGAGCAGAAGCAACUAUCCAAGGUGGCAGACUUUCUGGACAACCUCAAUCGCACCGUCUUUGCUGAACUCCGAGGCAUGCGUGAUCAGUACGAUCAGAUAUGGCAGUCGACAGUUAUCGCUCUUGAAAGUCAACGAGAGCAUUCUGAGAAUGACAUUGUUGCCCUGAGCUCUCGCCUCAACCUACUUGCUGAUGAAGUCGUGUUUCAAAAGAGAAUGGCAAUUGUUCAGGCCAUACUUCUGCUCUGUUGUCUGUUCCUCGUCAUUUUCUCUCGUGGUGUCCCCAUUCCUUAUAUCUCUCCACUCUUGGAACAAAGCAACGCCGCAAACUACUAUCCGACUGUCUUGCCAUCCCAAAGCCGAACAAUGUACGGAGUGGGAGGCGAGCAGUUGGUACCUAACCCUCAUGUGAACCAUCCGACGGACACACAGCCGUCUCAUUUAGCUACUGAAUAUCCAACCACUUUGGACUCGCAAUUGGAUCAUUCGAUGAGCACCGCAGAGUCGGUAGAUACGCAGAACACCUUGUCGAACCAUAACAGACUCUCGCCACCACUGACCCCAAGCCUUCAAGCUACUGAAUCUGGACUUCUCGAUCCUUCUACAGCAUUUGAUUUGCAAGCAUCUAAUUUACGACGAACUUCAAGUUUCCAGCAUAGUCACAAUCGGAAGCCGCUACCAGCACUUCCGGAGCAUCCAUCACCCCCCUAG
Molecule: messenger RNA, 2601 nt
Organism: Clonostachys rhizophaga
Lineage: Eukaryota; Fungi; Ascomycota; Sordariomycetes; Hypocreales; Bionectriaceae
Source: the annotation of a GenBank genome assembly